Molecule: messenger RNA, 1465 nt
Organism: Sorghum bicolor (sorghum)
Lineage: Eukaryota; Viridiplantae; Streptophyta; Magnoliopsida; Poales; Poaceae
Exons: 2
Coding region: 196-1407 (403 amino acids)
Source: RefSeq, a predicted model, not a curated record
AUUCGUCGACAGCGGUAUGCUGAAGCCGCGAAGCUGCACAGAAGUUUCUGCCAAGCUAUACAUACUUUUCAACCGUUAAGACCUGAGCAGGAGAGGCGCAGCUCCAUUCAGCGCAGCAGCUGCUCCAUUCUCUAUGUGCCCUAUCCUUUAGGCUGCGUGUGGUCAGUUCCGGAGGGACCGGGACCUUAAGUUUUGAUGGCUACCAGUGCCAUAGAUCCGAUGGAUGCAUGGAUGAACCGUUACCGUGCUUUCGCGGAAGGUGUGGUGAUUAUGGUCUGCCCGGUGCUUCUUGCGAUUGCACUGAAGAAGGUUGACCUGAAGAGCGAGGAACAUGGGCGUGCCGUCCCAACCACCAUGCUUGUGGUAGCGACGGUCACCUUAGUUGCCGGUAUUUGCCCCUUCCUUGUCUGCUGUCGUUUCGCCAAGAGAUUCUUCAAUGGGAGCUCGUUAAGUUCCCCACACACUGUUACCAUGUUGCUGGCGCCUUUAUCCAGCACAUGUUUAGUGGCACUUGCCUGUUGGAUCAUAUACCUCAUCCUACACAGCUGGGCAUUCCCUGUGAUCGGUGCCCUCAUUGGACUCUGCUCCGUGAUCCGUACCGUCACGCACUUCACAACCGCUGCGAGAGAAAGAAAUGCUGCAACUGCAAUGGGAUGUGAGGAGGAGUACGACUGCAAUAAAAUGGAGAGUUCACUUGAUUUCUUGGCUGGUAUAACUGCACUGCUGUUUCUGGGACUGGAAGGCCUGGCUCUGGAGGGUCAGAUUAACAGCACCAAAGCAAUAAUACACGAUCGUCUUACCAAACCAAUCGGCACAAGCUUCAUUGUUUGUGUUGUUUGUGUGGGAUUAAUGCUCCUUGAGACGAUGCCUCCUCGCAAACUCAUAAGAAACCUGACAGAGACUAUAGAUAUUUUUACGGGUUUUGCCGUCUGUUCGGCUAUGUUCUUCAUUAUGUACGCACUCAUGAAACUGAGAGCGUUGCUUCUGCUAGUAGCUCCGUUCCUGAUCCUCAUGAUGUAUGUGUUCUAUGCGGCUACCAGCAAGGAUAAGGGCAACAACAAUCACAGGGGUGCUAGUGCUAACGGUGAUGAAGAAUCACCUGUUAUUAGCUGUAGUGCGGACGGUGAUAAACCAGCGUCACUUGAGCUAACAAAGGUUACAUUUACUGGAUUCCUGGCGGUGUCGAUACCAAGCAUCAGCAAUGGUUCAGUCAACAUGUCUACCGAAUGUUUCUUGCACCUUGCAGCAACAGCUGUUGUCUCAGGUCUCAUAUGGAGGCUCCUAACGCAUUACAAGUCACAGACCACCAUUGCAACUAUUGCAGAUAUUGCUUCUUUCUGCACCCAUCUCUGUGUUGCAGUUGCUGUAAUUCCAUUUACAUUAAUGGCCGGGAAGGCUCUCUCAUGAUUUUGUAGUAUGAUGAAGCAACUGAUAAUGUUGAAUAAUCACCGUACCUGUGACUUCA